This is a messenger RNA of Olea europaea var. sylvestris, 1524 nucleotides long. RefSeq lists its product as uncharacterized. NCBI's taxonomy places the organism in Eukaryota, Viridiplantae, Streptophyta, Magnoliopsida, Lamiales, Oleaceae. The transcript has 3 exons. Gene Ontology annotation, molecular function: catalytic activity. Bases 1 to 1524 code for a protein of 507 amino acids. The record is from RefSeq and is a predicted model, not a curated record.
AUGAAGAUUGGCUCGUGGAAUAUUAGGGGCUUUAACCCGCCCCUCAAACAAAAUGGGGUUAAAGAAUUCAUGCGACGACAUGAGAUUGAUGUUAUGGGCAUCUUGGAAACAAAAUUGAAUGAUUUUAAGUUAUCCCGUAUUAUAAGGAAUAAAUUUGGUGGUCUAUCCUCUGCUAACAACUUUCGCCAUCAUAAAGCGGGUUGUAUUUUGGUUUUGUCGAAUUCCUUGAAGGCUGAAUUGGAAGUCUUGGACACUACGGCACAAGUUAUCCAUUGCUCAAUUACUUGCAAGGUAACUUCACGCACCUUCCUUGUUAAUUUUGUUUAUGCAUUCCAUACUAUUGUGAACUGCAGGCCUCUUUGGGAUAAUAUUGAGGAAUUUGGUCUCAAUUGCACCUUGCCAUGGUUGGCUUUAGGGGAUUUUAACAAUGUGCUCAAUUUUGAUGAGAAAAGUAAUGGGGCGGAUGUCACUCCGUAUGAGAUUAAAGAUUUUGAAAUGUGUUGCCAAAAUGUUGGACUUACGGAUAUGCGGUCAAUUGGUUGUUUCUACACUUGGAACAAUAAUUCUGUUUGGAGCAAAAUUGAUAGAGCCAUGGUAAAUGGAAAUUGGAUGCUUGAGAGUUAUGACAGUUUUGCAAACUUCCUUCCAUCGGGUUGCCUCUCCGACCACUCACCUUGCAUUGUGUCAAUUUUUGGGGAAGUUGGAAGGAAGAAAAGGCCAUUUAAAUUUUUUAACAUGUGGACAUGCCAUGAGGACUUUCAUGAUGUGUAUCAAAUGGUUGGAAUCAAGGCUGAUUAUGCUACUAAAAAGUUGGAACUGGCACAAGUUGAAUUACAUAAUGAUCAGAUAAAUCUUCAACUAAAGUCUGAGGUUGCUAGAUUGAGGAAGGAGGCUACUAUGCUAUGUGAAGCGGAAAGGAAUUUUUAUUACCAACAAUCAAAGUGUGUUCAUUUGAAGAAUAGUGAUAAAUGCACCAAGUAUUUCCACUCUUUGGUCAAGAGAAAUGCCAAGAGGAAUGAAAUUCCGGCAGUUAUCAAGAGGGAUGGUAAUUACUCUACUUCCCAAGAAGAGGCGGCGACGGAAUUCACUCACUUUUAUAGUGAAUUAUUGGGACAAAGCGGGUGUGGACAGCAUUUUAAUGAUGAAAUUCUAAGUAACGGUCCUAAAUUGUCGGGGGAAAAUGCCAUGUUGCUUGUCCGGGAUUUCACGAGACAAGAGAUUAAAGAUGCCCUCUUUAGUAUUGGGGAUGACAAAUCACCCGAAUUCUUUGCAACGGGGUCUCUACUCAAGCAAACCAAUCACACUAUCAUUGCUUUGGUACCAAAGGGUAAUCAAUCUACUUCUGUUGAGGAUUAUAGGCCAAUUGCUUGUUGCAAUGUUUUUUAUAAAGUCAUUACAAAGAUCCUUGCCUCUCGGUUGAAGCCUAUGCUUGAUGUCAUUGUUGACAAAGCACAAACUGCUUUUGUGGAGGGACGGAGUAUGAUUGAGAAUAUUCACUUGGCACAAGAGCAGGAUGGAGUAUGA